Molecule: messenger RNA, 4987 nt
Organism: Cygnus olor (mute swan)
Lineage: Eukaryota; Metazoa; Chordata; Aves; Anseriformes; Anatidae
Gene: LIMS2
Product: LIM zinc finger domain containing 2
Exons: 10
Coding region: 145-1170 (341 amino acids)
Biological process (GO): cell-cell junction organization; positive regulation of integrin-mediated signaling pathway; positive regulation of substrate adhesion-dependent cell spreading
Cellular component (GO): cytoplasm; focal adhesion; cell-cell junction
Source: RefSeq, a predicted model, not a curated record
ACCGGGGGCCGCCGCUGCCGCCCACGCCCAGGGGCCCGGGCCGGGGCGGGGUCUGCGCUGCCCGCCGGGGCCGGGGCCGGGGCCGGGGCCGAGCCGAGCCGAGCCGAGCCCCGACGAGCGGCUCGGGGCCCCGGGCGCGCCGCCAUGACGGGCAGUAAUAUGUCUGAUGCUCUUGCAAAUGCAGUAUGUGAACGCUGCCAGACUCGAUUUGAUCCUGCCGAGAGGAUUGUGAACAGCAAUGGGGAGCUCUAUCAUGAAAACUGCUUUGUCUGUGCUCAGUGCUUUCGUCAGUUCCCAGAUGGACUUUUUUACGAGUUUGAAGGCCGGAAGUACUGCGAGCAUGACUUUCAGAUGCUGUUUGCUCCUUGCUGUGGGGAAUGUGGUGAGUUCAUCAUUGGGCGUGUUAUCAAGGCAAUGAACAAUAACUGGCACCCAGAAUGUUUCCGUUGUGAGCUCUGUGAUGUAGCACUUGCUGACCUGGGUUUUGUGAAGAAUGCUGGCAGGCAUCUGUGCAGGCCAUGCCAUAACCGUGAAAAAGCUAAGGGCCUGGGCAAGUACAUCUGUCAGAAGUGCCAUCUGAUAAUUGAUGAGCAGCCGCUGAUGUUUAGGAAUGAUUCCUACCAUCCAGAUCACUUCAACUGCACCCACUGUGGGAAGGAGUUGACUGCUGAGGCCCGGGAACUGAAAGGAGAACUGUAUUGCCUGCCCUGCCAUGACAAGAUGGGAAUCCCCAUCUGUGGAGCCUGCCGCAGGCCCAUUGAGGGACGAGUGGUCAAUGCUCUGGGAAAGCAAUGGCAUGUUGAGCAUUUUGUUUGUGCCAAAUGUGAGAAGCCAUUCUUGGGGCACCGACACUAUGAGAAAAAAGGACUGGCUUAUUGUGAAACUCACUAUAACCAGCUCUUUGGCGACGUCUGCUACAACUGCAGCCACGUGAUAGAGGGAGAUGUGGUAUCAGCUCUUAACAAGGCCUGGUGUGUGAAUUGCUUCUCCUGCUCCACCUGCAACAUCAAGCUUACACUGAAGAAUAAGUUUGUGGAGUUUGACAUGAAGCCUGUAUGCAAGAAAUGCUAUGAGAAAUUCCCACUGGAGCUGAAGAAACGCCUGAAGAAGUUGUCGGAGCUGGCAUCCAAGAAGGCACACCCCAAAGCUCUGGAUUUAAACUCAGCUUAAACAGGUCUGUCAGUCUACUGACUGUACUCUUACAGUCAUAAGAUGCUGCGCACAGCAGCUAUUGAUGUCAGAGAGAACAAAUGAACUAAGAACAAGUGAAAGAACUAAGAACAAGUGAAACCAAAGAUAAGUAGUACCUUCCCCUGCUUCUGGUAAUGUGGCUUGCAUCUUUACUAUCCCUUUUCUCAAGCAGUUUUCUAUUAACACUGGCACAAAGAGCAGUUUACAGACUGGUUAUUAAUUUGCUAAUAACUUUUUUUGCCUUUGUUGAGCUGUACGCAAUCUUUCCUUCUUCAACUGAACUGUACUUCUCUUUCCAGUCCUCUAUAGUCUAAAGAAUUUGGAAAUACUGGUUGAGUGUAGGGGUGGAAGAAAUGUGUGGUUUGCUCUUUUUUUUUGGUUAAAAUAUAAAUAUUUCUCUUCUUACCCUGGGCGAAGACUUUUUUUUUUUUAAAUAUCCAGGCAAAUACUCUGAAAGCUGUCACUCCUUGCUACAUGCAAGAUGCAGUAGUCAUUGUCCAGAUUCCUCCUGAGCAUAUAUGGAUGCUGUACAGUCCUUCUGGUUUGCAGGUUUACUGAGUAAGCCCAGAAGCCAAUAGUUAUUGUACUUGAUGGCAUCUACAUUGCCUACUUGUCUGACUCAGGACCAAUGAUAAGGCAGCUGAAGAAGUUUUCUUUGCUGCUUCCCUAUUCAACAGUAAGAAGAUUGCAGUUACCAAGGCCAAGUCAGCUUCUUCAAAAUAGUUGGGCUCUCCAUGAGGAGGAGGUGGCUAUGGAAAAGGACAAUUAUUUUUUUUUAGAAACUGACACUAUAAUUUUCUCAGUCUGUUCUCUACUACAUCAUGGCUACUAGAGCUUCCAGUGGUCAACACAAAGCAUGUCCUGUCCACUGACACAGCUGAUGUUUCUUGAGGCAGUGUGGCUAAAGCUGUAGUCAUUCUUUUGCAUGAUGAAAUCCAGUUUAUAAUAUGGUAUUAAUUUAAGUGCUUCAGUUUCAAAUCCAGUCCUUCUCACCUUAUUUGAAAGGUGAGAAUAAUACUCUUAGGUCACUAUCCAGAAAGCGUAGUUACAUGAAGGAAUUUCUAAUAUUUAGAGUUGAUAGCAGAUGCAAUUUUGUGGAGAAAAAAUAGUAAAUAUUUUUCUUAAAUUUUUCAACCAAGUAAGAGUUACCCAUCAACUUUCUUCUUAAGACCUGAGUGUACUUAAAGAGAGGACCUCAGACUUCAAUCUGUACCUCUUAAGAGUACAGUUUUGCUUCCAGGUUUCUUUCUGCUCGAUAGUUUUCCCUGUCACUAGUGCAGUUUCACUGGUCCUACUGCCUCUGCUAGUACAACCCAAAGUGCUGAGAAGCGUAUUGGUUUUGAACAUUCUCAGUACUUCUUUAAGGGUGAGCCAUCAGCAGAGAUGUUCUGAGUCCACCUGUGAGCUACUGAGACCUUUGGAGGUGUGUCCUGUGGUUUCCUGUGCUGAACUUAGCUGAGCAGCCUGAGAAUCCCUUUCCAUGAAUAUUUGGAGACUAUCUGCCCUUUUUGCAAGGUGAACAGGAUGGAAGGCACUGGAGGACUGCUGUCCCAUGUGUGACUUAAAUCUGCCAAAAAGUGUAUUGUUUAGUAGGUCAAACGAAGAAAGCAGUUGGGUCUUGGCAGCACCCUGCAGCCCCAGGUGAAUUAGUUAGCAAGAAAUUAAAGCUUCCUCACUUUUGGCGUGUAUGAGCAGCAACUGGGUUGGGGCAAUAAGCUGCCUUAAAAUUGCUCUCACUGCCAUCAUACUCUGCUCAGCAUGGAUCUACACAAGAUGAUAGCUAAAGCACUGAUAGCUGUUAACAAGUGUGCUGUAGCCACUACCCAUGAAACUGCACCAGCAAUAUAUCAUAGCAAUGGUGAGAAAUUCUGGUUAACUGUGUGCAGGUAAGAAUCCCACCAUCUCUUAGAUACUGGUUUUCCUAAUUCAAUUUCCUUCAGCUGCUUUGCUUUUUUGUUGUCUUAAUCUACCAUAAGCUCUUAACUGGGGUAUACUGCAUCCACUGUAACACUUAUGAGGGGAUAGGCUUUAAUCUGAUGGUAGAACUCUUGCAUCGUCUUCUGACCAAUGUGCACUGCAGAUUACACUAAUAGUAGCUGCUUUUGUCACUGCUUUAGGAGAACGUGCGACUUGUCCCUGUUCUCUCACUAGCCUUUAAAUGGUCUUUUAGUUAAGGGCACAAAGAGCAGCAUGUCUUUUAGUGCAGUAGUAUGUGGCCACUGAAAAGACUGGUCUUGUAAGCCUAUUCUUUGGCAUUUGGUUGACACAGUAAAGCACAAAACUUCAGAUCUAGGUGCAAUUCACUAUGUUACACAGAUUCUUCUCAGCACAAAGCAUGGAGGUCUGUUCCUAUAAUCUUAGUCACAGGCCACACCUAAUGCCAAAUCUGAGCAGCUGUGUGUCUUCAGCUUCCUGGGAAAAUGGUGGAAGAACACAAAGCUGCAUGCUUACUAGUAAAUGCAGAAUGGCUGUUUAGCUGGCAGUAGGAAAUACUCUUUUAGUGGCCACUCAAGUUCAGCAAUGGAAAAUGCAUGCAUGUAGAGGCAAAUGGAAUUACUACUGCAAGUAGAGAUUUAGUGUGUCCUCUCACUUUGUCUCAUGUUAGAAAUUCAGUAGACCGAAUAAGCUUCAGCUUUCAAAGGAUAGUCGAUAUCAUUUUCAUUCAUAAGCUGUUCAGUUCUUUACAAUCUGGAUUUUGCCCUUAUCUUCAGAGCAUUUCUCAAAAUUAGUGGAGGGAAAAAAUCAUAGUCAUUGAUCUCUAUAAGUAGCAUAUUGUGACGAUAUGUUAGCAUCUCUUAAAUUAUUACUUUUUCACAAUUACCUUUCUUAUCCUGCCAUGUGCAGAGAUAGAAUAAUUAACGUUACUCCUGUACCUUUCGUGAGACAGUGGAAUUGAGGGAGUAAGAGAAAUAAUUAUAAAUACUUUGAAGAAGUGCAUCUUCCCUUUACCUUUUUGAGUCUACUUUUUUAGAAAAUAAGUAGAAGAUAAUGCAGACUUAAAAAUUCUACUUAGUGUGUUGACAGGCUGAUGUUUUUUUUUUUAAAUAAAGUCAAGGUCUUGGUCAGAAAUAAGCUGCAUGCUUUUUUCAUUGCUGUAAAUAGACAUUCUGACCAAAUUCAUCCUAGGUGUCAUACCACUGGAGAGCAUAGAUUUAUAUCAAGGCUGAAUUUGGCUCAGAAGUCUAUACUGACUAAAAGCUGUUGUCUCAUUAUAUACAUUUAUAGUUUACAUUCAUAUUUAUACUGAAUUACAAUGACUAAUAUUCACUGACUACACUUGAAAAUGGUUAUGCUUUUAAAAAUCACAGCAUGUGAAGCUUAUUUGUAUUAAAAGGGUAUGUUAAUCACUUGCUAUCUUUCUUUAUGGCAAACUAAUCUGCUAUCUAGGGUUUCCAUCCCAGCCUUUAUUUUCACAACAGUCUGUGCAAUGUAUGCAAAUGUCCAGCCUUCUGUACAGAAAGCUUCUAGAUGUUGUGUUUUGUAUUAGAUGAUGUGACUGACGCUUUUAAAUCAGUGGUUAGAUGGUGAAGGAAUAGGUUGCAGACAAAUGUAAUAAAUGCAGUUGCACUAGUCUGUAAAGCACCAUUAAGUGCUAAGGAUGGCACAGACUGAGUAAAAGAAUUAGCAGCUAUUAGUCAUGGUUCAGGCCUUUAUGAUAAGUGUAGAUUCUGCACAGUGUGGAGCUCUCGUUUUAUCACACAUUGCUUAUGCUGUCUAACCUAACAUGUGACUGUGGAUUGAAAUACUGUAAUACUAUACCUGUUUGUGUUCCUGUAAUAAAGUUAAUUGUAAUACA